AGUAAGACAUUCAAUAAACGUUUUUCAAAGUCAUCUAAAUCGACGGUUUGUACUCUUUGAGUCAAAUCAAUACCAUUCGUAUGACGUCAUCCAAUACGUCAUCAUUCUGAUCUAGCCCGGUAUCGUGGUCCGCGAAACACAUAAUUGCCACCUCUCUCUUCUCCUUCCCGUACCAGACCACUUCCUUUCCAAAUCUGGGUCCAUUUUCGUUUUCCACGACAAAAAGCCGAAACAAGAAAAACCAUUAGCAAUAAAUUCAGAAAAAUAAAGGAAAAUCUCAGUCACAAUAGCUAUCUAACAAGUAACCUGUCAAUUUUGAUCGAAAUGAAGGAUGAUGAUAAUCUUCCGACUACGACGGCAACGGCGACGACAGCGGCAAAUGUCAAGAAGGAAAGUGCAGAUUCGAGUUUGUUCGCUAGAGGUCGAUACAAAUUUUGGGCGUUAGCUGCCAUUUUGGUGCUCGCAUUCUGGUCAAUGUUCACCGGAACUGUUACUCUUCGUUGGUCCGCUGGCAAUCUCAAUCGUCUUUCUGACGAUCUCGACACCCCCAUCCACGACGACCUUGACGUUCUGGAAAUGGAGGAGAGGGAGAAGGUGGUGAAGCAUAUGUGGGAUGUGUACACUAACAGCCGUCGGAUCAGAUUACCGAGGUUUUGGCAGGAGGCUUUUGAGGCUGCCUACGAGGAUUUGACCAGUGAUGUGCCUGGAGUUAGAGAAGCUGCCAUCACUGAGAUUGCUAAGAUGUCUGUUCGCUCUUUCAAUCUCGAUCCGCCUCCUACCCAAUCAACGGGUACACGGAGUUUGAGUAAGGAUCUGAAGCUAGCGGAGGCACGCAGAGCUAUCUUAUCCUCAGCAGGCAGCAAUCAAUGAUGGAAAUGCAUACCGAGGAGGAUCGGAAGCUCUUUAAAGUUUAAUUCUUCUGUACCUUGCUUGUGCUGUCCAAAGUUUGUGAGAGAGGUAGAAACCCAUAUACCUUGAUGUUUUUAUAACAGGGAUGAAACUAUAUACUUAUUUUAGCUUCGAUUCUUCUAAA
Carica papaya (papaya) is the source of this 1033-nucleotide messenger RNA. Its product is annotated as polyol transporter, putative (DUF1195). The record is from RefSeq and is a predicted model, not a curated record. Lineage: Eukaryota; Viridiplantae; Streptophyta; Magnoliopsida; Brassicales; Caricaceae.